This is a messenger RNA of Cimex lectularius (bed bug), 2196 nucleotides long. RefSeq names its product probable G-protein coupled receptor Mth-like 5 (gene mthl5). The record is from RefSeq and is a predicted model, not a curated record. Bases 614 to 1963 code for a protein of 449 amino acids. The transcript is spliced from 6 exons. NCBI's taxonomy places the organism in Eukaryota, Metazoa, Arthropoda, Insecta, Hemiptera, Cimicidae.
CAAGCUUUUUUUUUAUAGGAAAAUAUGCUUAAAAGUCACAAUGAAGUAAAUUGUUAAUAAAAUUUAAAAAAUCGGACUCGUUCAUCUCAACCCGUUCGUUCAGGAACGAUCAAUUUUUGUUGUCUCACGAAUCACGAAGGUUUUCUCCGUUCAUCCGUUGGUGUCUGCCGACUACCGUAGUACCGUCCUUUGUUUUCUUUUUUUUUGUUUGUUUUUCUUUGUUUUCCAAUGUUUUCUUUAUGAUCCGCCUUUUCUUUUUAUUGCGAUUACAGUAAAAAAUUCAAUUUAUUCAUUUUCUCCGUUUGUGUAUGAGUCAUGCCAACUGUAGAUAUUCAAUGGGUUUUGUUUUCUUUUGACAUCCGACAUUUCACACCUUCACAAAAGAUUUAGCUUUAAGUUUCCUUUAUUCGUUAGUAAAGAGUAGCUUGUAGUUUUCAAUAAUAAAGUCAUUUUUAACAAUUAAAAUAUUAAUUAUUAUAUGUCAUAAGUUUUGUCUCCGGUUAUAUUGCAGUUAAAUUUCACCUAUCGGUUUUUGUUUUUUUUACUUUCUUUUUUUAACGUUUUAUUUAUAUUUCACUGCCGGUUCAUCUUGAAUUUUACAAAGGAAACCAAGAUGUUCGCCAUAAUUAUAUUUCUGUUGACAUUCCAAAUGUGGUUGUCUUCCAACACGAUACCAUCCGGAGGAAAGUUGGCCGUUUACAUCAACAAAUGUUGCGAAAUUAAUAAAAUACACGUCAAGAAUGAGUGCAAAGAAGUUAAUCAGAGCUUAUCGUGGGAGCCCACUUUUCUGUCUAAGUCAGUCGACGUCCAAGUGCACGUUAUCAACAGCUAUCCGAAAUGUUACCACAGCCACCUUUCCUCGGUUUAUGACAAUUUCACUGACAGGCUGAGAUUCCUUCUUGAUGGCACUCUCCGACAUUACACUCUCAACGAUCCGCAUACACCUGAUGAGGAUCUGAAAGAUGAACAAAUGUUUUACGACUACCAAGAGGGAACGUACUGCAGUGAGAAGAUGAUUGAUUCGAAUAAUAAAGAAAUGUAUUAUGCGCUACUAUGCCCUCCUAAAGUGAAUUCGAGUUGGACCGAUUUUGAUUUUAUUAUGCGGAAGAUAGUUGAUCCUAUUUUCCAUAUAAUCGCUCUCAUUUGCUACGUCUCCGUUGCCCUUAUCCAUUUUGUGCUUCCACAAUUAAGGGAUCUUUUUGGAAACAUAGUCGCAACAAUAAAUAUAUGCCUAGCUGUUGCACAAGCUGCGGAUAUAGCUAGAAUUAUCACAAAUUUUGGAAUCCCGGUUACCCAUUUCUUAGCAGAGGUCUGUUUGUGUGUUGCCAUUCUUUCUGCAUAUCUAUGGUUGACAGGUCUUGGCUUUUAUCUGUGGAGAACAUUUCGAUCUGAAAAUGUUUUUCUUAGAAUGACCCACGGUAAAAAGUACUGCUAUUAUUCAUUUAGCAUUUGGUCGACAACUGCGUUCUUGACACUUAUUGCUCUUCUUGCUCACUUUUAUCUGGAUAAUCCGCUGGAGGAGGAUAUUUUUGAACUCAUGAAAAUUGGUUGGUUAGUCAUUGCUAUUUUUUAUUUACCUAUAGUCUGUUGUAUUGCUGUGAAUGCAUAUUUUUAUCACCGUACUUCUGCAUGUAUGAAAGUUUAUGGUAGAUAUGGAAGAAUACAUCAUAAAUUCAAGAUAUGUGUGGACAUUUUUGGGAGACUGCAAUUAGCGAUGUUAAUCUAUUGGGCAUUUUUACCCCUCUCUUGGCUACCGUUCAAUGUCGCAUACUACAGUUAUAUUUUUGUAAAUGCACUCAUCGCACCAGUGAUUUUAUAUAUAAGUAUACUUAGUCAAAGAAGAGUGAGAUUCUUGCUGAGGAAAGAAUGCUGUUUUGAAAAGUGCCUUUUUAAGUGCCUUCGACCAAAUCAGCCAGAAGAUAUUCCAGAAUGGGGUGAAGAAAUGAUGGCUAUAUAUAAAUAAAAUUAUAGGACCCGAGUGGCUGAUAUUCUUUGAUCGUUCUAAUUGCCACGUUCGCUAUUUUUUCAUUGUAAUGACUGUUUUUUUUCAAUUUCCACUUAAUUUUUGCAUAUUUGAAAAUUAAGGAUUAGUAAUAGUAAACUGAUACAUUCCCUAACAUUGUAAUGAUAAAAGUGUGCCUAAGUACUUUUUUUUUAUAUGAGACUAAUAUAUAGUUUCAAUUUGGUUCUCAAAAA